CACGAUUGGUCAUAUCCAUAGGAUUUUGCCGUUACUACGACUUUGCCGUAACGCUAUGAAUUCCAAGUCCAAAUCCAAUCAAGACGAUAAACAGUGGCCGCCCAACCAGAUCUGAUCUCCGCCAUGGAUUUGCCUCCAUUUCUUUACCACCAACGGGAUCAAUCCAGGUAUAUCUCUCCUCCUCCUCCUCCUCCUCCUCCUCCUCCUCCUUCCUCCGCCCCUCUUCCUCACCCUUUUUUUCCGGACGAUCCCAAUUUCCACUUCCCUUCCAAUCACCAUCAGGUUCUUCAUAACAUUCCCGAUAAAGGGCUAGAUUUCCCUCUGCGGCCGCCACCGCCACCGCCGUCGUACCGUCAUCCUCCGAUUCAUCCACUCCCGUCACAAGCACCGCCGCUAGGUUAUAAUCCCUCUCAACCACACUUCGUUGUUUCUUCCUCGAUUCAUGAUGACCAAUUGAGGUCUCCCCACCCUGUUCGCGAAUUUCCGCGCUCCCCUCCGCUUUCCAGUCGAGUUUCUUUCGACGGAGGGUUUCACCGCGAUUUUGUUGACCUAAAUCAUUCGUUCCAUGAAACUCGGUUUGAUAUUUCGGAUCCAUCGAGAGGCUCUGCGGAUAAUCGACCUCCAAUUCCGCAUUCUCCUAUCGAUAUUCAGCAUGGAGCUGGCCACCGAGAAAUUGAUUACAGAUCUGUCAUGCCGUAUCCGCCCCCUGAUAUGUUUAGGUAUAGUUCAGGUAGUAGUUCUAGGCGGGGAGCGGAAUACAAUGAUAGAUUUCAGACAAAUCCAAGAGAAGAGGUGCUACGGGGACGAGGUGAGGAGAAUUAUUAUCACCACGAUCAGCUUAAAGCUGAUUCCAAUAUCACCUUUAUGGAAUCUGGAGCGAUGCAGAGUCCAUUAUCUAGAGAUAACAAAUUUACUUCUGGUAGUUUUGAUAAACAUCGCUAUGGCUCGAAUUAUGAAAAAGAAUCUUUUAGGAGUCGUAGGAAUGGUAAUGUGGUGGGUAAAAAUCAGAGAUGGGUUCAUAGCAAACAAACCUUUAGAAACAUGCACAAUUCAUACUCAGAUGGAAGCAAUGAUAGAGGAUAUGGUGACCGUAGUGAUUUUCGAAUUAUGUCUGGUAAGCAUGGACAUUCUAAUCCAGAAUCAGGAAAAUAUUACAGUGACAAUAAGGAUAGUAUAGAAGGUUAUAAUGAGUACAUGUCCACUCCACGGAAGCAGGUACAGAAAAAGAGUGCUUUUCUCAGAAUUCAGAUGGCAAAUCCUUGUCACGGUAACCGAGAGAGUGAACAAUUACACGAUUCUGAUUAUUUUGAUGAGAAGAACGGUUUCCACAGAGGCAAAAAUCAGGUUCGAUCUCAGGGCUACAGAAUAGAUGCAGGGAAGAAGAGACAGGGAAGUCCUAUGGAGCUUGAUGUUUCUUUUAAAUCCAAUUCAUUGGUGGCCAAGGCAAUCGUGACACCAACACAGUCUGCUCCGACUUCUCAUAUGGAUAAAAUGCCUGGAUAUGAAAAAACUACAAAUGUUUUGGUUCUCGUUCCCCACCAUAACUCUACUGACUUGCAUUUAACGGGUAAGAACAAGGAUGAUUUAGGCACAAAUGAUGUUACAAAUCCUGCCCCAUGCCCCCCAGGUUCUAAAAAUGAGCUGAAAGAAUCAGAUGAGAAGGCUACAGGUUCGUUGGCUGGUAAUGGAUCUAACAAUUUAACAGAUGUUUCUUUGGUUAAGGGCAAUUAUUCACUUAGAAAAACUAACGUUGAAAGACCUUCACAAGGAAUGGUGUCAGGUAUAAAAGGAAGGAAUGCUUAUGGAAAAGUAGCUACUGUGAGAACCAUGAAGAAGAAAAAGGUUGUGAGGAAAGUAGUGAAGAAGGUAGGAAGUCCCCGACUGUAUUUACAGACAAGAAGCAGCAAUGUUAACCCUUUGAAAGCAUGUAGCUUGAAAAAUAUUCCGCCGGUUUCAGAAAACAAGUCUUCCACAUCUGGAAUGAACUCAGAUCAUGGUUCUGCGUUGAAGGCUUCUCAGCAUGGUAUGUCUGGAUCACUAGAUAAUGGAAAAGCAGAUCAGUCUGUCCUGCCUAUAACAUCAGAAGAGUUUCAAGCCAACACUGAUAUGGGCAUGGAAUGUGUACCUGCAGAUGAUAGUAAUAAAAAUAACUUCGAUUCUCCUUUGAAUCCCUUGAUAAAAGAGGCAAGAGGAUCUAGUAAUCAAAUUGAGAGAAACAGUUCUUUCAUUUCCGUUCCACCUCUUUUAAAUUCUAAUAAGGAUCUUAAACUAUCAAAUGGACCUAAUGACUUCGAUUUUGAAUGUCAGAAGUCAAUCAAGCCUAAACUUUGUGGGAAUGAAGAAGACUUGUCAUUUGAGAAUGUAUAUAGUAAAGGGUCUAAAUCUAUCAUGUUUUCCCUAGGAAGCAGUCAGUCUGGAAUAGUGAGUUCAAAUGAUCCUAAUCUACAUGAUAAUCUUGUAAAGGGAAAUAGUUUGGCUGUUAAUAAAGACGUUCCCAUGGAUUUUGAUAAUGGGGUAACUCAGGUUCAAGAUAAUCCACUUUGUGAAACUUUUUUAGCUGAUGGAAUUUGCCAGCAAUGUGCCAACAGGGUAACUGGACCUCCUGAGACUGAUGUCGUGGGAGUAUCUGCAGCAAAAGUUACAAUUAGCAAUUCUUUGGUGGGCGUAAAUCCAGAAGCAUCUGAAAUGCAGCAGAUUGAUUCCAAAAAUUUGCAAGACUAUAACAGUGGACAACAUACUAAUCAAGAUUCAAAUGACUGUCGUCAGUGUACUAAUAUACGAGUGAAUGAGGUUCUUAAUUGUGAGAGGAUUGGUAGUGCAAUGAGAGAAUCGAAAGCUAUGGAUAGUUCUGCUUCACUAGGUAUUAGUUCGGUAGAAAGAUCUGCCAAAGAUAAGGUUUCAAUUAGUGGUGGACAAGGUGAGAAAUCAUUGUCAAAGGUGAGUAAAAUUAAUAAUUGUUUGGAUUUUGCAGGUUCUCGUGACAUCAAUCAGGAGACGAAUUCUGUGGAUUUAUGUGUACGUUCUAAUUCUAAAAAUUAUUGCCCUUCAGAGCAGGGUGUUUCUGGUGAUGGAAGCAUAAUAAUAGAUGUAAAUCCUACCACCACUGAAGAGAGUCCAGUGCCUGAUUUCAAUUUAUUAGGUAAGUCGUCAAAAAAUAAGUUGUUGAUGGGCUUUGAUGUUAAUAAUAGAGGAAAUGAGAUCAAGUCCCGAAAGAAGCGAAAGAUAUGCAUUGCUAGUCCUGUUUUGCCUUGCCCCGGUGUUGAAUCUAAUGAAGUGCCUGCACUUACAGUCAUCUCUAGUUUAAAUGAUCAGUUAACCUCUAAUGUUGAGUUAAUGGAAGGAGAGGAGGCUGCAGCAUCUACUGUGGAUGCUUUUUUCAAAGCUAGUCCUGUUUCUACAGAUUGUUCGAAAGGGAUCAGCAAGAUGCUCGAUGAGAUACCGAAAAAGGAAAAUUCCAAAAAAAUAAAUAUUGAUGAUGGUCCUUUUGAGUAUUGCUUGAAAUAUGAACAACCAGAAAACUCUCGCUCAAUCCAGGAGGAGUUGAUUGUUUCAAAAUGUCAACCACUUUCUUCAUUGGGAAAUGAGAAAGAAGACAGCAGUACUCCCACAAUGGCACCAAAUCAAAGAAAUGAUUUGGAUGUAGUCAUUUGUAGAAGAAAAGAACUAAAUAUUCAUGCUGAAGCACAAUCUAUGCUUUGUAAUAAGACUGCACAGUGGGAUAGUCCUCAAGUUCCAUCCUCUCAGACCUUAAAUUUUUCAUAUCCAGAAGCAGUUAAAGCAUCUUGUAAUCUUGGCCAGGAUAAUAUGCAUCAUAUAGAAAGAUGUGCUGAUGGUGGCAGCUGCCUCACUGCCAAUUCUGACAAUGAAAUUAUAGGCCUUGCAAGUGAUACCCAAGGGGAUUUGGGUUCUCCAGAAACCUCCAAUGUUCAUGGGAUAGAUAAAUUACAUCGUGAGGUAUCUCUCAGAAAUAUUGACUUCAAAAUGGAUUGUGAAUAUGACAAAAAGGUGAAGGAGAAAUCUAGUGCUGAAAAUGAAUUAAGGGCAUCGAAUGAUACUUCAUUUCCACAGCCUACGACCAUUAAUCAGAAAUUAGGUUGUACCAAUUCUGACAACAAUUUGACUGCUGGCAAAGUAGUAUCACGGGCAUUGGUAGAAUUAAAAAGUGGACUUCAAGCUGACAAUCGUUCUGCCAACUCGUGCAAGAAAAAUCAGAAUAUGGUUUAUCACAAAUAUCAGACAAUUCCUGGUAAAUCUUUUUCCACAUGCACUGCGUCAAAGAAGAUAGCAUCUGAUAGAAGUUUUCUUGGUACAAAACCCCGAAGUUGGCAUCGGAAUGUUAACACUCUAGUUCCAGUUCCUGGAAAUGCGGCUUUAUCAAGUACUAUUCCUUCCCAAGGGCAGUUACAUGGUGGAGAUGGAAUGCUUGAGAGUACUUUGUACAUUCGUAAAGGUAACAGCCUAGUUCGAAAGCCAUCUCCAGUUGCAGCUCGAGUUUCAGGCUCCCAUGAUUUAAGUUCAAGCUCAUCUGAUCAACAUGAUUGCAGACCUAAUAUAAAAUCUAAUGGUAAGGUUGAGGUGGCUAAUCCUCCUGUCCAUUUUAAAGUAAGGGGAACUGAUGUUCCUAUUGAUAAGCCCUUUCCUCCCCAACUAUCUAGUGGGUCUGGGUCGCCCAAUCAUCCUAUUCCCUAUGCAGAAUAUGCACCAUCUCCUUGCCAUGAACCUGAAUCAAAUCUCACGAAGUCUAAACAUGUUAGUGAUCUGUCUAGGUCUGUUGGGGAUCCCUCGAAGAUUUUUGUAGCUCCUAAAAGCCUGGUUGGUACUGCUGAUAAGAAAGAACAUCUGACUGAAAAAAAAGACAAGAAUUUUGUUUCUUCAGUUGUAAAAAAGAUGGUGUAUGUAAAGAGCAAGUCAAAUCAGUUGGUUGCUACUUCUAAACCCUGUAAUUUAUCAACUAAAAAUAUGGAGACUACUUGUUCCUUGGCCUCCGAUGGCUAUUACAAGAAGAAAAAGAAUCAGUUGAUCAGGGCAUCAUCAGAAUGUCAGAUGAAGCAGACUUCACUCCCCACCGAAGAUAUUUUGAACCCAGGAGGUCCAAGCUCUUAUGGAGAUGGAGAUGCUAGAAGUUUUGAUAAGAUACAACAAUAUAAAGCUGUAGUGAGAACAUAUAGGCCGUCAAAGUCCUCUUUGGUAUGGACACUUCGCACUUCUGUUGCUCCAGGAAUUGGUGGUGGUAAUUUGCAGAAUCAUAAGAUGGCUCCUCGUCUUUUUCCUUGGAAAAGAUCACAUUGGAAGACCUUCAAGCUAAACGCUUCUACUCAGAGAAACAGCUCUUUCUCUAUUGUCAGAAAAUUGUUGCUGAUGAGGAACAGGAACACAGUUUAUAAAAGAUCAAAACAUGGAUUUUCACUUAGAAAAUCCAAGGUACUAAGUAUUGGCAGGUCUAGUUUAAAGUGGUCCAAAUCCAUUGAAAAGCACUCAAAGAAAGCUAAUGAGGAAGCUACGAAGGCAGUUGCUGAUGUCGAAAGGAAGAAAAGGGAGCGUAAUUUGGAUGCAUCUAUUUCCUCUGAUGCUCCGGGUGGAAAUCAGUUUUCCUAUGACCAAGCAUCCGGUUCUACUCUGCAACCAAAAAAGACUGCUAAGAAAUUUUUUAUUCCACGGAGUCUAAUGAUUGGAAAUGACGAAUAUGUUAAGAUUGGAAAUGGCAAUCAGUUGGUCAGAAAUACAAAAAGACGAGCACGCAUAUUGGCAAAUGAGAAAAUUCGAUGGAGUUUGCACACUGCAAGACAGCGUCUGGCUAAGAAGGGGAAGUACUGUCAAUUUUUUACAAGAUUUGGCAAGUGUAACAAAGAAGGUGGCAAGUGCCCUUAUAUUCACGACACUUCCAAGAUUGCAGUCUGCACAAAAUUUCUUAAUGGUUUAUGUUCUAACGCAAGCUGCAAAUUGACUCAUAAGGUCAUUCCAGAAAGGAUGCCUGAUUGUUCAUACUUUUUACAGGGUUUAUGCAGCAGCAAAAAUUGUGCUUAUAGACAUGUAAAUGUGAACUCAAAGGCCCCUACUUGCCAGGCUUUUCUCAGGGGUUAUUGUGCUCUUGGCGACGAGUGCCGUAAGAAGCACAGUUAUGUAUGCCCCUUGUUCGAAGCAACAGGUACAUGUCCUGAUAGACCCAAGUGCAAACUUCACCAUCCUAAAAGACAAACUAAAGGAAGAAAAAGGAAACGAUCAGAAGGGAAGAAUAACGAUCAAGGACGGUACUUUGGUUCUAAGAAAUACAAUGUUUUUGGGUCGAGAAUGGUGGUGAGUGAGAAGCAUCCUGUUAAGUUGAGUGAUCCUUUUCCUGAAAAAGAUCUGGCAGAUUAUAUCAGCCUCGACGUUUCUAGUGAUGAAGAGAUUGCAAAAAGCCCUGACUCAACGAGCCUGAGUACGUCCUUUUGCGAAGGUUACCUCUCAGAGUUACUACUAAACAAUCCCGACAAGCUAAUCAAACCAGUUCGGAUAAUGACCGAGAAUCUGACGAUGCAAUCGCUGGCAAACUGAGCUGCCUGCUGCUGAUUCUGUGCCAGGUACGUGUCCAAUCUCUCACCAUUACAGUUUAGUUUAGUGUAUACCUACUUUGCCAAUAUCUGUAACACAAUCACAGUUUAGGUUUUCUAGUUUAUAGCUUCUAGCUUUUCUUCUCAGUGCAGAAUUGUGAAAAACUUCCCUUCUGCCAUUACUGUAAAUCAACAUUUUAAUGUGAAAGGAAUGAAAUGAUUUUAUGAGAAGUGGAUGUGAUAA
This is a messenger RNA of Cucurbita maxima (winter squash), 6774 nucleotides long. RefSeq lists its product as uncharacterized. The coding region runs from base 124 to 6534 and encodes 2136 amino acids. Gene Ontology annotation, molecular function: metal ion binding. Lineage: Eukaryota; Viridiplantae; Streptophyta; Magnoliopsida; Cucurbitales; Cucurbitaceae. The record is from RefSeq and is a predicted model, not a curated record. Gene Ontology annotation, cellular component: nucleus. The transcript is spliced from 9 exons.